Messenger RNA from Alexandromys fortis (reed vole), 1434 nucleotides. RefSeq names its product transmembrane protein 271 (gene Tmem271). The transcript has a single exon. The coding region runs from base 1 to 1125 and encodes 374 amino acids. The record is from RefSeq and is a predicted model, not a curated record. NCBI's taxonomy places the organism in Eukaryota, Metazoa, Chordata, Mammalia, Rodentia, Cricetidae.
AUGAAGUGGAGCGUCCGCGGGGCCUGCGCCGCGCUUUCCUCCAGCUUGCUGCUCGCCUGCGCGCUCAGCGCCGCCGCCGUCGGCCUCAAGUGCUUCUCUCUGGGCUCUGAGCUGCGCGGGGAGCCUUUCCGGCUAGGGGCGGCCGCCGGUGCCUUUUACUCCGGGCUGCUGUUGGCCGCCGGCCUCUCGCUGCUCGGCGCCGCCCUGCUGUGCUGCGGGCCCCGGGAGGCGCCCCUCGCCGGGUCAGGGGCCGGGUCGGGCCCCGGACUCGGGGUCCCCGCAUCUCCAUCAGGCGCUCCGGAGCCCUCUCCUGGAGAGACGCGGGCGGCUGCCGGGCCCUCGGGGAGGGUGAACAGCCAGAACCUGCUGCUCCUAGGCGUCCUGGUCUUCAUGCUCGGGGUUCUCAGCGCCUUUGCGGGAGCAGUGAUCGACGGCGACACAGUGUCCCUGGUGGAACGCAAGUACUCCCACUAUUGCCUGCCCCCGCGCGCGCCGGCCCCAGUCCCCGGUUCGGCCCCUGGCCCUGCAGCCCCGGGCUCCAGCACGCCGCGCGCCCGCAGCACCCUGGACAGCGCCACAUCGGCCAAAUGCCGUCAGCUGAAGGACUACCAGCGCGGCCUGGUGCUCUCCACUGUAUUCAACUCGCUCGAGUGCCUGUUGGGCCUGCUCAGCCUUCUGCUGGUCAAGAACUACAAGUCUUCGCAGGCCCGGCGCGGUCGGCGCGGCCGGCGGAGGGCGAGCCGGUCUUUGGCACGGCCGCGGGGCGGACCCGGGCUCCGCGCUCAGUCGCUGGCCUCUCGGACCCGGCGCGGCCGGCGGGGCAAAAGGGGGCGGCGGCUGCAGCCACGACCCAGCGAGGCCUCCAUCCUGUCCCCGGAGGAGUCAGACUUCAACACCCCAGGAGACUGCGCGAGCUUCGCGGCGCACCACGCUGUGUCCUACAUCAACGUGGGCGUCUUCCAUGCCUUUGACGAGGCGGGCGUGGAGGUGUGCUGUGGCGGGCACCCGUCGGUGGAGCUGCCGGGGUACGCGCCCUCGGACCCCGAUCUCAACGCCUCCUACCCCUAUUGCUGUCGGCCUCCCUGUGAGAUGGUGCGCCCUUGGGAGCCUAGUCGGGCCUGCUGAGUCCAGGCCCAAGCGGCCUGGGACACCCGAAAGGGCAGCAAUCGGGCAUUGCUUGGCGUCGUGCCUGCGCGUGGUUUGACACUUUUCUGGUCCGGCCCUGUGAGAUCUGCGAGACCCUAGGACACUCCGGUAUUCUCCUUUCUGUGUGAGGAGGUGUCUCCCUUCUAUGUCAUUCGUAUCUGGACUCCAUUUAAAGUUUACAAUAAAUGUUUGGGGUGGGCUUGCCAAUCACACUUCUUUUAGACAAGUCCGUACCCCCAGGACUGCGCUGGGAGGUCCUGGGUCGAAUGGGCAAGAACAGAACGCUUA